Papilio machaon (common yellow swallowtail) is the source of this 3062-nucleotide messenger RNA. It is a transcript of the gene l(2)41Ab, whose product is annotated as coiled-coil domain-containing protein 40. NCBI's taxonomy places the organism in Eukaryota, Metazoa, Arthropoda, Insecta, Lepidoptera, Papilionidae. Gene Ontology annotation, cellular component: cytoplasm. Gene Ontology annotation, biological process: axoneme assembly. The record is from RefSeq and is a predicted model, not a curated record. The transcript is spliced from 19 exons. The coding region runs from base 84 to 3062 and encodes 992 amino acids.
UUUAUAUUUGGAAUAGCUUUACAACCCAGAGCAGAUUUAGAGAUAUUUUGUUACGAAGCUCAUUGAUACUAUCGGUGUUAAGAAUGGAAUGCGACAAAUGUAAGGAGGAACCUUCGUCGCCGCCGCCCGCACUGCCGAGCUGCGUAUGUCCGAGGGACGACCACGGCAUUGUGGUGCACGAGGAGCAUUGCCUGCAGUACAGGAACGAGCAAAUGGUUUAUCGAGAGUCCUCGGUUUGCGAGUGCUACGACACGGUGCCGCCGGCGACAGAAGAGGAAUGCGCGUGCUGUCGCUGUCCUGUGGACCAGUGCCGCUGCAACAGGGCCGGCCGGGAGGCUUUCGAUGAAUGGCGCAGCAAGCGCCCAAUGGGCGCGAUGCCCGCCGUGCUCGAGGCCACGCAUCCCCUCAUGCAGAAGUUCCAGGAAACACUAAAGCGGUUCCUCGAAAAGGAAAACCAAAUCGCCGCUGAUGAAAUACAAAGACUGAAAGACGAACUAAAACAAAGCAAAGACGCGUACGAUAAGGAUCUUGAGACAAUCUACCGAGAUGAUCACGAUACCAACGCUCAAAGAGCCCUUAUAGAAGAGUACGAACAAACCUUGUCGGCGAAAAGAACGGAACGAUUAGCUUCCGAAGAAAGAGUUCGCGUUUCCACUGAAAAAUACAAACAGGCUCGUCAGAAGUUGGACACAAAUGCUAUACAAGAACGGGAGGCUACAGAAGAGCUGGAGGCUCUGACCACGCUCUGCCGGCAGCUGGAAGCUUGGAGAGACGAAACGGAGUCAGAUCUGACGGUCAACCAGCGCAUGUCCGAGAAGAUGAAGACAGAGAAGAAGGCUCUAGCGGACGAAAAGAGACAACUGGAUAUGAUUAUCUAUAACUUGAGCAACGAGGUGUGGAAGCUGGAGUCCAAGCUGGAACUAUUCCAGAAGCAGAUGGAAAUAAAGAAUGUGGAGAUGGAACAAGUUAAUGAUAAGGUGACUGCGUACGCGGCCGAGUUGGAGGACUUGGAGCUUGACAAGCGCCGGCUGGUCAGUCUGUGGAACUCGGUGCUGGUGAAUAUACAGCAGCGGGACAGGGUGUAUGACUCCGUGCGGGAUGAUUACAAAUCACUACAAGAAAACUAUCGUACGUUACUAAACAACCUGGAGAUAUCUAAGAAGGUCGCGAUAGAGGAGAUGAACAGGAGCAAAGAGAUUGCAAUGAACAAGGACAAGAUCAAUUACGACAUCGCCUCCGCAACCAAAUAUUUGGAGUUUGAAUUGGCGCGCCGGGAUGCAUUGGAAACACAGAUAGCCGAACUCACAGAGUCCAUUGAGAUGACAGAGAGGGAUCAGGAACUUGUGAAAUCGGAGAAUCAAACAAUGAAGAACAUAUUAAGAACCACCGAAAAGGAUUUACAACAUAAGACUGAACUGAAGUUAAAAUUGGAGAAUGAAAUUUUAUCAAAUCUUCAAGAGUGUUUGCUGAACGACAAGGCGGUCGAGGCAAUGGCCAACGGCAUCAAGAAGAUGAGAGAAAUGUCUAGAAAACAAGAGAUGACACUAACAGGAAUGGAGAACCAGCACGCGAAGAUUAUGCUGGAGAUUGAGAUGCACAGAAGCAGACAGGCGCAGAACAAGCGCGUGUUAGAGGAGUGCAUGGACAAGGUGGCCGCGAGAGAGAAGGAGAUAGAGUUACUGCAGGAGAAGUACGACCGCAAGACGCUGCUGCUCACGCGCAAGCAGCGCGAGCUUGAUAUCAUGAUGAAGAAGUAUAUAGCUCUUAAAGAAGUAUUUGAUAUGAAGUCGCCUCAAGAGCGUCGCAUCCAAGAGCUGGAGCAGCAGAUCCGAGAGCUGCGGGAGCGCACGGAGCGGGCACAGCACGACUGGCUGCGCCUGCAGGGACACGUCGUCAAGCUGGCCGCGCAACACCACAAGAUACUCGCUGACAUGAACCUCAUCAACAAACAGAUCCAAAUUUGCAAUGAGAAGACGAUGCGCAUCCAGGCGGAGUGCGAGCGCAUUGCGGGCGAGCGCGCGGCCGUGGAGCGCUCGCUGCGCAUGUUGCGCGGCCGGCUCGAGGUGGCGGAGCGCACGCGCAAGGACGCCACAGAGCGCAACGAGGACGCACAGCGCGCACACGCAGCGCUCACACACGAGUACACCGCCAAUCUAAAGGAUGCAGAAUCAGAAAUAAUCGAAUUAGAGGAGGAUAUAGAGGCGCUUGAAAAAGAGAAGAUAAAUCUGACGCAAGAGCUGGAUAGAGUCCAGAGAGAGGCUUUGAUCUGGCAAAGAAAGGGCAUUCUCGCUGUUGAGCUCAAAAGAAACAUUCAAAGUUCAAAAGCAGCGGAGGGGGAAAUCGGUCAAAUGAAGACUGAAAUACAUAGAAUGGAGGUGCGUCGCGACCAGCUGCGCCGCACCGGGGAGAAGUUGUCUGAAGACCUGGCGCUGUAUGUGACGAGGCGCGAGACCGCCGCGGACAAGGGGCGCGCCGCCGCCGCGCUAGAGAAGGCGCACGGCGGGGCGCAGCAAUCUCGCUCUGCUCACUACCACAAGCUGCGUCUAGCCAGAGCUGACGCCACCAGGCUCAACAAGGAGCUGAAGGAAGCUCAGGCUCACAUGGAGUACUUGGAGAACGAGCUGUGUAAACUGCGGCGCGAGACUGUCGACACUGCCGCGCUCAAUGCACAGCUGGAGGAACACGUCGCCAUGUUGCUGCGCGACUGCAAAGACACCGAGCGACACAAGCAGUGGUUGCUCGAAAGAGUGGUACGUAGCCAACGUCUGGGCAGUGAAUUGGCGACGGCGGUAAAACGUCAAAUUCUACGCGUGAAGAAACCUAAAGCGGCCGUCAUCGCAGAGUAUACUCAGGCUAAAGCGCUUAAUGAAAGUCUGAAGAAUAUAGUGGAAACCCUCAGCAAGGAGUAUCCACACCUCAGCGACAAGUUGGAGACAAUUAGUAACACGCUGAAUAUCUACUCCCCGACACAAUCUCCCAGGCUAUCUGAAGAUCAGUGCGUCUGUCCGAAUGAUCUAGAAAAUGUCGCCGAAAAGCCGCUAGACUCUUGCCCUUGUCCUUAA